AUGAAGGAAUCCUUGCUACUUUCGUAUUCACCCGAGCUUAUCCAAUCCAUCGGUGAAGAGCUUGCUUUACCGGAUGUAAAGCGCCUGCGAAUGGUCUGCAGGGUCCUCGCAGAUGCCCUGGCCUACAUCGUUUUGCACAAACUAACGUUCGAGAUUUCCAGGAGGAACAUGACACGCGGUGUGGAAAUGGUCAAAACUUUGGCGACAGUAGAGCCAGAACAUGUGGCGUGUUAUGCUUCCCGGAAGAUUUCGAUUGGACUGCUUUCUCCAGCAUACGAUCGGUAUAGUCCGAGUGGUAGAUACAUAGAUGGGGUGUGGGUCAUCGACCCACCACGGGAAGACCCACCUGAAGUCACAAUGGCCGAAGAAUUGCUAAAAAAUAACUUGUUCGCAGCCAUCGCCUCACUGAAAAACGUGCACACUGUCGAAUGGAAAACAGACGAGAGAAAUCAACCUUUUAUACACGCCAUUAUAAUUGACGCCCUCAAGACACUCCCAAACCUGUGUAAUAUCCAGAUCGAUUUUUCGAAAGCUGAAGUUCCUCUGGAAUUUGACCUGCUGCUCGGUCGAGAAAAGAUUUCUGUAUUUACAGAGCGAUCGACAGAGUUGCAACAAGAAGAAAUAUUUGACAAACUAGCAAAGGCGAUCGCCCACAAUCCAGUUCUUACUUCCCUUAACGUCCGUGGUAUAAUGCAUUAUCAGCGACCCAUAUUCGACAACACGCAAAGUCUCCAUCAAUUGUUCAAAUACCACGCAUCUACUAUGCCUCCCCUCCGCCUCCGUGAACUACGUCUGAGAUCCAUGUUUGUGCGUUUGGAUCACGUCACUUUGCCUCACCUUACACAUCUUACAACUCUUCACCUAGAAGAAAUAGAUGAACCCUCCGAAAAUGCUUCACAUUCUCUCUCUCGCCGUUUUGGACGCGGUGCCUCUGCUGGUUUAUCAAAGGAUAGGGAAAAAUAUGAAUCGUCCGUGGAGAGUAUCUGGGAUGUGCUUCGCGUAGCCGGGGUCCGCCUUCAGAAUAUUACUGUCACCUCGAUAUCCUCUUCUUUCCUCGACUAUCUUUCGUCAUACUCUGGCCUGAUCAAGCUGAAUCUAGAAACCUCUGGGCUUCAAGAUGGGGAAUCAUCCGACGCGAUGGCUGCACGGUUUUACGAUGGGCGACUUAACAGUCAUGUUCGCUCGCUAGAGAGCUUGCAGAUAACAGCCUCGUUCGAAGGACUAUGGUGCUUUGGGGCACACAACGUGAAAACAAUCUCCUGCUUGACCAAUCUCAGGAACCUGGGUAUGACCAUCAGGUACAUGGACUUGGCAGUGGCGAACAACCCAAAGGAAGAUGCUAUUAAACGUCUCAUAGACAUGACGCUCGAAUGUAUGCCGAAUAUUCAGAGUAUCGAAGUUAAGUUCGCCAGUUUAGAAAUGGACCGCAAUGCGCUCUGUGGAACAGCGUCUAUGCAACGCGCCCGGUGCGUCUACGAGAAGAUGCUAGAAUGUGUGGGCAACUACAUCGCUCCAUUUGCGUACAAACGCACAUUAUUGCCCACUCUGACGGUUGGAUCAGACACUGUGUUCGUGACUGGGCACGAGUGCGUGAAACCUGAUGGUAUUAAUUCGGAUAAACAACUAGGAAAUGAUACAACCAGUCGGAUGGGAGGGGUCCGGUUGAAGUAUGUUAGUAUUCCAGAAGAUGAUGAACCCAGUUGGCUUCGCUUCAUAUACAUAUAA
Messenger RNA from Psilocybe cubensis, 1725 nucleotides. RefSeq lists its product as uncharacterized. The record is from RefSeq and is a predicted model, not a curated record. The transcript has 4 exons. Lineage: Eukaryota; Fungi; Basidiomycota; Agaricomycetes; Agaricales; Agrocybaceae. Bases 1 to 1725 code for a protein of 574 amino acids.